Messenger RNA from Caenorhabditis remanei, 1146 nucleotides. RefSeq lists its product as uncharacterized. Gene Ontology annotation, biological process: protein phosphorylation. The record is from RefSeq and is a predicted model, not a curated record. Gene Ontology annotation, cellular component: cytoplasm. Lineage: Eukaryota; Metazoa; Nematoda; Chromadorea; Rhabditida; Rhabditidae. Bases 1 to 1146 code for a protein of 381 amino acids. The transcript has 3 exons. Gene Ontology annotation, molecular function: protein serine/threonine kinase activity; ATP binding.
AUGUCGGAGCGGACGAUGACAGUGGACUUCGUGGUCGACCAUUUGAAGCAACAGUUACGGGAUCUCAACGAGCUACACACAACGGAUGAUCUAUGUAAUCUGACAAAACACAGCAGCAGCAUGGAAAAACAUUUACAAUUCUCGGAGCAAAACCUCGUGCAAGAAGAAGAAAUUGGACACGGAGCAUUCGGAAAUGUUUUUCUUGCUAAAAACAUUACGAAUAACAUGAAAGUGGCAGUCAAGCGAAUGAGUAACCAGAGAAAGGAGUUCCAGAAAUAUGCAAUGAUAACGGAGAAUCGCAUCAACACACUUUCGAACAACAGGAAUAUAGUGCCCCUGUUUGGAUAUUACCAAACAGACGGAUUCUUUCACAUCGUAAUGCCAUAUUACGUGAACGGCUCAUUGAAGAACUUUUUGGACAAAGUAGGAUCCAUCAGAAUUGAGAGUGCCAAAAUCAGAAUUGAGAGUGCCAAAAUUUCUUCCGAAAUUCUGAACGGUCUAGUGUUUCUUCACAUGAAAAAGGUCGUUCAUCGUAAUCUGAAACCUGGGAACAUCCUCAUUGGAGAAAAUGGUGAGAUGAGACUCACAGAUAUCGCAAUGGAGGAGUUCCAAAAAAGAGUUGAAGGGAAAUCCGAUACGCUCAAUUAUAGGGCCCCAGAAGUCAUCAAGGCACGGAAACUGAGUUAUGCAGUUGACAUUUGGUCUUUUGGGUGCAUUGUUUACGAGCUACUAUCCGGAGAACUUGCAUUUGACAACAAGGAUGAAGGUAGUCUCAAAAAGAUGAUUUGUGCUGGCGCCUAUACAAUGCAUGGAAAAGUACCAGCUUCGGCGACUACUAUCAUUGCCGAUUGUCUGCAGAAACAACCCUCAAAACGUCCGUCGUCUCAAGACUUAUACUUCCAUAAAUGGAUUGCUGAGUCUGCAGAAGAGUCAGAGAAAAAUAGAAAGAUCGAGGCAAUCAAUCUGGCUCUGGGCAAAAUGACAAUCAAGACUGAGAAGAUUACGACUCGUAACAUCGUGAACAUGCCAUUGGUCAGGAGUAACAAGCCAGAAAUCCAUGACAGUCGAUCGGAAAACUCAAAUUCAGCAGACAGUAAAUCGACGAUGAGGUUGCGGAACAAGUCACGCGUUAACUACAAACAAUAA